AGAGAGAGAGAGAGAGACGUUCAGGCAGAUGGAUGUGAACCCCACCCAGGCCUGCUUCCUCUCUGCCUGCUCGGUCUGGUGAUAAGCAGCUGAGGAGGAAGUCAAGUAUUAUUUCAUCAGGACGUGUGAGGGAGGACGAUCGUUUCUGUUUGCUGGGGAGGAAUCGGCGAAGUGUGAUGAAGAUACUGUAGGAUGUAAAGCCACAGAUAGUCUCCAUCUGAUGAUGUCACAGCCACCUGAUGGACUAAAAUAAGUCGCCCCUGAGAGUAUCAGCAUGUGCAGGGGGAUUUGACUGUUUUUCUUGCCCAAAGUGUGUCUGUAUCUGGCUAAGUAACAUAGCCUGCCACCCAAAUUGGCUUAAUUUCGGGAGUCCCAGGUGACUGCCAGUCCUGUUUAGCGCUGGCAUAAAGCCGCAGCAGCUUUCCCCCGAGAGGUAGUCGACUUUCCUUCCAGCGCUGGAGACACUCCACUGAAAAAGAAGACCGUAACCUUGGAUGAAGGCCCUGUAUCGAGGAGGAGAGCAGGACUUUGCUUCAGACAGCAGUCUGUGAAGCCCGCAGGCUGCUUGGAUCUUCCUCAACCCGAUCUUAGCUUGCAUUCGACCGGCUGACAGCCAGCAUGGUUUGUUGGACAUGUGAAUGAUGUUAACUGGGUAUUUGUGCCCAUUUUGGAAAACCAUCUAGUUGUGAGACUUCUUGCUCAAGGGGAAGGGGCCCAGCCAUGGAGGGUCUUGAGCAGCUCGACAUGGUUGGCGAUAUCAGCCCGGCCCUCGAGGCCACCGAGGACUUCAUCCACUGCAUGGGCGGGAUACAAGGCCAAGGUCCGAGCCUAGCUCAAACGGGGACCCUCCAGCCUUCCAGGCCGCCGAAGCAGCUGCAGGAGGUUUCCAGCGCCGCACUGGGGAAGCUGAGCUCCAGCGGCGUGUGGGGCUUGCUGGCCAGAGAGCAGCCGGAGGUGGGGCCUCUAGGCCUGGCCUGGGCCGACAACUUCAGCGUGUUGGGCCUGGGGAUGGGCUUGAGGCACGGCAAGAGAAGCAGAGCUCGCUCCACCAACGACCUGGCGGCCCACACCAAGGAGUGCACCAAUAACACGGCCAACUCCUCGUCCAAGUCGGUCUUCAAGAAGGGACACAACCGGUCCAGGUCCGACGUCAACUACCGGCCGUCGGCAUACACCGACAACGGACUGCCCACGUUGGACUGCAACACUCUGAAGAACAUGAUCCUCAACCACCAGCCAGAGGCUGAUAAAAGCAGCAGUAGCAGUGUGGUGAAGCAGGGUGCGAUGGAGCAGCGCGAGGGGCCCCGGGGUCGCUGGACACCCUGCCACGUCGAGCUGACGCCCUGUGAGCUCCGGCUGUACACUCUGGACAGCAGCGCCAACCGCCAGCUGGGCACCGCCUACUCUCUGUCGCACUGCCAGAGCGUCAUCUCACCAGCACCCUGUGGUGGCCAGCCCGCCGACCAGAGAACGCUCCAGGCUCUGUUCUUCAACAGCAUGCGCCUGCAGCUGAGGGCGGCCAACCAAUGGGAGGCCGUGGAGUGGAGGCGGCUGAUGUGGGAGAAAGUGCAGGCGGCCAGACCUGCGAGGAAGGAGAACCAUCAGCGGAAGACUGGAGCGGAAAAGCAACAGGUCGUCAGUUUCCACGUGGCCAUUUCGCCGUCCUCGUCGCCCUCACUGUCGGGCCUCGACACCAGGCCCGACGGUGACAGCGACACCCCCAUGUCGUCGGAGGCGUCGCUCCCCCUCCAGCCUAACCCUGUCGUCCUGAGCAGACCCACCACCCUGCCUCUGUUCACCCAGUGCUGCCAGGACGUCCUCAAAGCUGGUCUGCUGUGCCAGCUGAUGGAUCAGAACAACUCGCGGGCCUUCACCUUCGUCCUGACCAGAUCCGCCCUCCGGGCCUUCCCCACCGAGGGCCGCGGGUCUGUGUCCCAGCCCGUCCUCCAGUUCUCCCUGGCCUCCUGCUUGGCCGUGCGGCACAAUCAAGAGCCGGAAAACGGGGAGCCGUGGACAGAUAGAGGACACUGCUUCCAGGUAGUUUUCCCCAAAGAGGUGCUCAGACUUCGGGCGGACGAUCAGCUCAAGGCCCGGGAAUGGGUGGAGGCCCUGCGGGGUGCGGUCGCAGCGCAGAGGCCGGCCAAAGAGGAAGCGGGAGAGUUGGGAGAAGGAGCGCCAGCCCUCCAGGGAGUGCUGUUGAGAUCCAAACCAUCCAGGGAGAGGAGGCAGCGGGAGGCCCAGAGAGCCAAGCGGCAGUCAGUCACAACUAGUUUCCUCAGUAUUCUCACCUGUCUGGCUGUGGAGAAGGGACUGACGGCUCAGAGCUUCAGGUGUGCAGGUUGUCAGCGUCCGGUCGGUCUCUCCAGAGGAAAGGCAAAGGUGUGCUACUACAGCGGCUGGUACUACUGCCAGAGCUGCCAUCAGGACAACUCUUUCCUCAUCCCAGCACGUCUGCUACACAACUGGGACACCAGUAAGCACAAGGUGUCUAAACAGGCCAAGGAGUUCCUGGAGUUUGUGUACGAGGAGCCUCUGCUGGACGUCCAGCAGCUCAACCCUUGUCUGUAUGAGCACUGUGAGCCUCUCAGCACGGUGCUGCAUCUCCGUCAGCAGCUCCAGUCGCUGCGGGCCUACCUGUUCAGCUGCCGAGCAACUGUUGCAGAGGACCUCAGACGAAGGAUCUUCCCCAGGGAAUACCUGCUACAGCACAUCCACCUGUACUCCAUGGCUGACCUGCAGCAGGUGAUCGAUGGGAAACUGGCUCCCUUCCUGUCUAAGGUGAUCAAGUUUGCCAGCUCCCACGUGUUCAGCUGCAGUUUGUGUCGAGAGAAAGGCUUCAUCUGUGAGCUCUGCCACAACAGACAGGUCAUCUACCCCUUCCAGGAGAACGCCACCAAGAGGUGUGAUGGCUGCGGCGCCGUGUUCCACGCAGAGUGUCGGCAGAAAGCGCAGCCGUGUCCUCGCUGUGUUCGCAGAGAGCUCCACAUGAGGCCGUCCUCCUUCUGGUCACCUGAUGACGACAGCCCCGGCUGCUUUCACCUGCCCUACCAAGACACCUGAGACACACACACAAUUGAACAACUAGGGUGCUGCCAGGCCAUGAUGCUGGACAAAGUGCCUGCUUUUCUGAAUCAUGUGUCACCACAGGACAAAUUCUGUGACAAGAGUUCAGCCUGCACCAAAACAAUAUCUCUCACCUUUUUGUUUCAGGUUUGUGUUUCUUAUGUGUGUGUGUACCUGCUAGCACACACACGCACACACACACACACACCUGAGCUCAGCCCUCUUUGUGCGACAGUGAAGAGCAGGGAGAACACCACCUGAAGAACUGCUGCACCAGGCUUUACAGACUGAACUGCUUGUAUUUUGUACUCAAACGUCACACGUCAAGGUCCGCCGUCUCCAUCCUUUUACCACAUCACUACUUUCACUUAAUCCCAAAUCACGGCUGAUAAACUAGAGACAUUCAAAGUAACAGUUGGAACAUUUCGGUGGUUUAUUUUAACCAACGUCUUUCAGCACAAGUUCAGUGACGAAACCAUUAGAAGAAUGGACAGAAGAUGAAUUAUCAAUUGAUUAAUAAUUUAUCUAACAUGGAAAACAUUCUCUGGUUCCAGCCUCUCAAAUGUGAAGAUUUGCUGUUUUCCUUUUAGUUUUUUUGUUUUUUGUUGGUCAAACAAAAGAAGCUCAUUUUGGGAACAUGUCAUCCUUUUUUGUUUUGUCUUUGUUUACAGAUUAAAUGACUGAACAUGAGUAUUUCAGUAUUAAACUGUCACACUGUAGUCUUAAUAGGUGGCUGCAAAAAGUUUCCUUCUUUACAGAGAAUAUCAGUUGUUGUCUACUUUCAUUAAUGUCCAUUGCUAUGAAGGUAAAUAUUAAAGUAUGGGUGCUAAUAUGAGCAAUGGGACAGGUUUUGCUGGAUGUAAUAAUUCCUCCUGUUCACAGUGGCAUUUAUAAAGAUCCCUGUCUAAAUGCAAGUGAAUUCAAGGCUUUUAGCAGUCUCAGUCAAGUCAAGUGGUUAUUUUCCAGUUACUGUCUGUUAAAUAUAAAUCUUUGUGUAACUGUCCCUCCGCCUCAGCUCAGCAAAGAAACACUGUGCAGGGAACCAAAAAAGGGACUUGUGUAGAAAAAGGGCUGGAAUAUAUCCGUCUACCUUGACAAAUCAAUCUAACUCGGCCUGAAGCCUCAUAUGAACUUUAAAUAAAGUCUGAAAUAUACUUUUAUACAGAACAGGGACUGUGGAGUUUUGUCCCCCAUCACUCGCAUUGAAUUUUCAAUAGUAGAUGAUCUUUUAAAGGCCGCUAUGAACAGGAGGAAUGAUUACAGCAAGCAAAAACUUCACAAUGCACAUAAGGGUAUGUGGGGAUUAUUUUAAGAUGCACUUGAAAAAAAUGUGAACCUGUCCUUUAAUCAGUUAUCAGAACAUCAAUAGAGGCUUCUCAAACCACCACUGCAGCAAAAUCCGUUAUUUCACCGUCCGUCUGUAAGUUAAGUCUGUUCCAGACUGUUACAUUUGCUAUAAUAUCGUUUAAAACACACAAAAAGGCUGUGUAAAUAUAAGAAAUAUAUUUAUUACAAAUGCAACAAUGCUUUUCCUAUUUUCAUGUAAUGCUCCAGUAGACUCACAAGUACAUUUAGAUACUCGUGAAUGUUUCUUCGUCUUGCAUCACAAUGAACUGAAGUUCUUUGGGUUUGGGACUGGUAGUUCGACAAAAGAGCAAAAAAAAACAACUUGAUGGGCAUUUUACUAUUUUCUGAAGUUUUAGAGACCAAGAGAUUCAUCAAGGAAAAGUAUCGAUAAUGAAAAUAAUAGCCCCAGUAAAGUUAUUAAUUACUAGUAAUAAUCAAGUGUAUUUAGUCUUAUUUUGUUGUGCUUCUGUGGAUCAACAGCAGGAAACGGGUUGUGCUGCAGGGACGGUGUCAGAAGUUUCAUUUGACGUUCUGAUCAUUUUCUCUCUCCAGCUUUGACAACGUGUCGUGAAAUCUAUGGUAACUGAACAAAUCCAAACAUAUUUGAUUCCAUGUUGGGCUCAUUUGGGAUGUAACUGGAGCCAAUAAAUUGGGAUGUUUUACUCAAUAAUAUUAAUAGUAGAAGUUAUAAAUAGCUGUGAUUGAAGUAUAGAAAUCCAUCUUUCAUCAGAUCUCAUUUUACUUACACUGAGUUAUUUAACUUGUACAUGUGGAAUGAAUGAUGAUUUUUAAGUCACUCAUUUUAAAUCGGUGUUAUUUUAAUGUAAAACUGCAAACAGACUUGAAUUUAGAAAGGGACUCUGUCAGUCUGUCUGAGCACAUCUUCUUCCCUCCAUCAGUCUUACUGUAAAUUAACGGGGGCAAUAAUCUUUCACGUAUCCUUUCGUUGUCGCCUCUUCCCUCCCCUCUUCCUCUGAUUCUACUUCCUGUUGUGCUUUCUUUAUGCAGACUCUAUCACACAUGAUAGCAGCUUUAGCUUUUAGUAUCUCUAUGCAACCUAGAUGGCCUUCAGAACUCACUGCUUUCAUGUGUAAAGGUCCGGAAACACUUUACAUUGAUGCUGUGUUUCCAUCCUGUUUUCAGGCUAAUCUUACUGAACUGUUAGAAAAAUCAACAUUAGUCAGGUUUGAAGCUAAUAAAUCAGCUAACUGAUGCCCAAAAAUGAAAGGAAAACAGACAUUUUUAGAAAACUCUGCAAAUAUUUGUUUCAGAAUCUGUUUAAAGUUUUCGGUGGAUUUCUAAAACUAAUGUGGUUCAUCCAA
This is a messenger RNA of Anarrhichthys ocellatus (wolf-eel), 5732 nucleotides long. It is a transcript of the gene plekhm3, whose product is annotated as pleckstrin homology domain containing, family M, member 3. The coding region runs from base 721 to 3060 and encodes 779 amino acids. NCBI's taxonomy places the organism in Eukaryota, Metazoa, Chordata, Actinopteri, Perciformes, Anarhichadidae. The transcript is spliced from 8 exons. The record is from RefSeq and is a predicted model, not a curated record.